Arctia plantaginis is the source of this 267-nucleotide messenger RNA. The record is from the annotation of a GenBank genome assembly. Lineage: Eukaryota; Metazoa; Arthropoda; Insecta; Lepidoptera; Erebidae.
AUGUGUGAUUCAGCAUACCAUCCGCGCGAGGGUCACCGCAGCGAGUUCGACCGCGAAGCGGCUAUGUUCGCGACCGUUGAUGACGAUUCGUCGCGACAUGCGACUGCUAGCGACUUGUCGCGGUGUCGGGAGACGGGGCUGAGAUGGGCGCGGGUGCGCGCGGUUCGUUUGCGGCGCGACGCUGCGCGGCCGCGGCUCGAAACAGCGCCGACAGCCACACCUCAUGUCCGAGAGCGAUCAGCCCCGUUGUCAAACAUGCUAGGAUGA